Molecule: messenger RNA, 1344 nt
Organism: Scleropages formosus (Asian bonytongue)
Lineage: Eukaryota; Metazoa; Chordata; Actinopteri; Osteoglossiformes; Osteoglossidae
Product: apolipoprotein D-like
Exons: 6
Coding region: 857-1204 (115 amino acids)
Biological process (GO): immune response; brain development; response to reactive oxygen species
Cellular component (GO): extracellular region; cytoplasm
Molecular function (GO): chemokine activity; lipid binding
Source: RefSeq, a predicted model, not a curated record
UAAAUAUGGGUGGUUUCAGCAGUUCUGAGUGGGAAGGGGAGGUCAUCCUACCACAUUGGAGUCAGACCUGAGAAUAUUUGUGCUUGGGACCACCAAACGGGCAGAGGUGGAGGAGUGUAGCAGUCUCGUUUGGGUGAGGUGAAUGAUCAAGUCUUGUCGAUAUCUGGAAGCAGUUCCAUUGACAUAUUUGUAGGCCAUAACCAGGGUCUUAAAGUUGAUCUGGGCAGCUAUGGGAAGCCAUAUACAUAUGAUAAACUUCACAAUUAGCACAUCACAAAGUGUACUAACAUUGACGCUCCCCUAAAAAAAAUUACAUCCAUAAAAGUGGGUAUCAUUCAUGAACAACCAUCGACAAAGAAUUUAUGGAACUAUUUCAAGCACUGAUGUGGCCUUCAAGAACAUUUGUAAAACUAUUCACUCAGUAUUAUAAUACUGCAUACACAGUAUAACAAUUUAAUUUCUAUAGUGCUGUACCUUCCAUAGACACGGUACUCUGUUUGACACAGCUAUAGCCUUAGACACACAUACAUACAAUUUUAGCUUCUGCCCUCCUUUGGAGCACCUGUUUUGGCCUAUUACAUGUCUAAAAUGAUUUUUUCAGUUGGCUUUGUUUUCUGGGGUUUGAAAGUUGAAAAAGCUGUAGAAGAGCCUGCUGAUGACGUGGCACAUGGAUAUUAGUUGACUGGACACUUCCGACUGUUGCAGGCAGGAGGCAGUACUGGACUACUAAUGGACUUGGCUGCCAAUGAGAAAGCCGUCCACCCAGACUUCUUCAAUGUCCACUGCAGCAGGGCACCCAGCAACUCCGGACACCUGACUCCCAGCACCAAGGCACCUCAAUCCCUCUUCAGCGGUAAUGUCUCGGUGCCAGAUGUUCAUCAAGUCGGCAGCCCUCUUGUCACUGGUGAUGCUCUUCUUGACCCAUGCGUCCACAGUCCCCAUCAAGGUGACUGAGGAGUAUGAGUGCUGCACGGCAACCAGCAAUCGACCCAUUACAACUCCAAUCACUGGAUGCUGGUUUCAGAAAGCAGAGGGCUCCUGUGUCAAUGCUGUCAUACUGAGCAGUGAAGGACAGGAGUACUGCAUCAGUCUCACGUCCUCCUGGGUCCGAUUCAAGAUCAAGGAGCUGCGGCGGAAGAAAAUGUCUUGUCCCCUGAAGAAGCUCAACCAGCAGCGAACUGUUGUCCUCAGCACAAAACACUAGUGGACAUGUGCCAGAAGUUCCACUAUGCAUGCUGACAAUCCUGAGAUGAGUCUCUCGAGUUGCUGUGAAGGCCUCCCUCAGCUCUCUCCUCACGUGUCCUUCACAAGCACACGGUUACUGCUGGACAGUUUGUGAUGUCU